GUAGCUCCAGCGCAUACAUAAACACGUAAGUGAGUAGGUGCCCAGGACCCUCCGCCUCCUGCCCGGUGCCCGAGGAAGCGCAGGGCGGCGCCAGGCGCGGGGAGGAGCGGCGGCCGGGCCGGGCCGGGCCGGGCCGUGGGCGGCUCCGCAGGCUCGUGCGCCCCGGACCUGCGCCUCCGUGCGUCCUGCGGCGGCGAUGGGCGCGGGGCCCGUGCAGCCCGCGCAGCCCGGAUCCAGCGCCCCGAGGACCCCGGCGCGGCUCCGCCAGGUCGGCCAGGCAGCCUGCGAGAUUCCGAGCCAAGAGCCAGCCCCACAAUGGGAUCCCUGAAGGAAAGAUUUGGGUCUGCAUCCCUACUGAUGGGUAACCAAGACUGAAUAAGUGCCUACCAAGAAAACAUGUGGCGACAUGGAACCUGAAAUAAACUGCUCUGAAUUUUGUGACAGUUUCCCUGGCCAGGUGCUGGAUCGGAGUCCCUUUCAUGAUCUCUGCAGGACAAUUGACGGCAGUCAUUCCAUCUCUUCGUUAUCUCCCGCCCUCCUGGGCAUUGUUUGGACUUUUCUCAGUUGUGGAUUGCUUUUGAUGCUCUUCUUUCUUGCCUUCACAAUUCGCUGCAGGAAGAACAGGAUUGUGAAGAUGUCCAGUCCCAAUCUGAACAUUGUGACUUUAUUGGGAAGCUGUCUGACUUACAGUAGUGCUUACCUCUUUGGAGUUCAAGAUACUUCAUUGGGUUGCUCAAUGGAAACUCUCAUCCAGGUAAGACUGUCCCUGCUGUGCAUUGGGACCUCUCUUGUGUUUGGCCCCAUUCUGGGGAAGAGCUGGCGACUCUACAAGGUGUUUACCCAGAGGGUCCCGGACAAGAGAGUGAUUAUCAAAGACCUGCAGUUACUGGGGUUGGUAGCUGCCCUGGUGAUGGUUGAUAUGGUCCUGCUUGUGACAUGGGUGCUGACUGAUCCCAUCCAGUGCCUCCAGAUCCUUGGUGUCAGCAUGACGUACUCCGAUGUCUGGAUUGCUCUCAUUUUGGGAUGCAAGGGGCUCCUCCUGCUGUAUGGUGCAUACCUGGCUGGCCUGACAGACCACGUCAGCUCUCCUCCUGUGAACCAGUCCCUGGCCAUCAUGGUUGGGGUCAACCUGCUGGUCCUGGCUGCUGGGCUGCUCUUUGUGGUCACCAGAUACCUGCAUUCCUGGCCCAACCUGGUCUUUGGACUCACAUCUGGAGGCAUCUUUGUUUGCACGACCACAAUCAACUGCUUCAUCUUCAUUCCCCAGGUACGCUCGGGGGAGGGUUUUGCAUGGUGGACCUCAGUCAUUCUGCAGUUUUUACAAGGGCUGCUGAAGCAAUGGAAGGCAUUUGAAGGGGAAAACCAAACAAUCAGACGCAUGGCCAAGUAUUUCAGCACUCCCAGCAAAAGCUUCCAUCCGCAGUUUGGUGAUGAGCAGAACUGCCACCCUCGGGAUGAGCGGAGCUCCAUGGAGAGGCUGCUCACAGAGAAAAAUGCUGUAAUUGAAAGCCUGCAGGAGCAAGUGAAUAAUGCCAAAGAGAAGCUAGUGAGGCUGAUGUCUGCUGAGUACGCCUGUGAUCCCCUAGAGCGGGUCAUCUCCCUCACAUCUUCCCAGGGUAACGAUCUCCCAGCUGCAGCUUCUGCCCAUGGCCUGGCACGAGGACCCUCAGAAGGGCCCCCUGCUCCUCAGAAUGAUCCCAGCACAGCUGCCCAGGACUCUUAUUGCACCUCAGUGCCCUCCCCACACAUGCAAAACCCCCAGGUCCCUGGGAGGAACCCCAGCCCCUCCCCGGGCCAGAAGAAGAUUCCUGACUUAAAACAUUUCUCUGAUCACUUAGACUUGGAUAAUAGCCAGAAGCCACAGGCCGAGCAGAGCCAGAAUUCAAAAAAAGACCAAGGGCCCAUGGCUCCCAGCCAGGAUGCUAUCCCAGGCAGAGGGGCCUCUGAUCCCCAGAGACAGAGAGAGAACUUAAGGGAUCCCUCAGAGAAGCUCCCUACGGUCAGUUCGAUUGUUAGGGAAAAGCUUCAGGAAGUCAUACAAGAGCUGGGCCUUGGCCCCAGGGCUCCCCUCUCCAACCCCCUGUCUUCUCCCCAGCAGCUCUGGAAGGGCAGUACUUCCCACAGCCCACAGAAGAUGCCCAUCUCCAGGGGACUAGGCUUCAGCCCAUACAUAGUGAGGAGGAGGAGGCGGGCUGCUCAGCUGGCUGGCUCAUGCUUUCCUGGCUCUGUGCCCUCCUAUGUGGGGCAUCGGACCAAUCAGACUGUUUCCAGGACACAUAGUGGGCUGAAUGUGCCCAGUGGGGACAGUCCCAGGCCAGAUCACCAAACCACUGGUUCUAAGGUACCCAGGUCCUCAUCCAGGCAGCCUUCACUUCGCUCAGAUCCUCAAGAGAGACUGUGUAUUGCAGCAGGCAGCAUACAAGGCCAGGCAGAGCGCCUGGAAGCCACGGUGGGCAAUGCAGCCUUUCCUCGCCAGCCUGCAACCCAUGCCUGGACACGAAGGCCCGCUGCACCCUGCCUACCCACGUUAGACCUGCACGAGCAGCAGCAGCUGCAGUUCUCGGGGUCCUCUGGCUGCCCCAUCCUGUCUUCUCAGUGUAACUACCUUGACACCGAGUCCAGCAGCUCAGAUGAGUUCUUCUGCCACUGCCACAGGCCCUACUGUGAAAUCUGCUUCCAGAGCUCCUCUGACUCUAGUGACAGUGGCACAUCAGACACUGACCCCGAACCUGCUGUAGGACUGGCCUCCUGGGAAAAGCGCUGGGCCCGCUCCAACCCCAUCGUGAACUUCAAAGAUGACUUGAGACCCACACUGGUGUGAAAAGCAGCAGGGUUGGUCUUGCCAAAGAGGUCAGUCCAGGUUGAGCUGAAGUAAGACCUUCGAGAGGACAGCAAGGACCUGGUCCGUGGGCCACACACACGGCCCUGCGCUUGGCCAGCUCUGAACACAUUUCCACUGUUCAAGUGCACUUCUCACGUUCUAAAAAGAGGGGUAUUGCUUGUCUUGCUACUACCUCAUAGGUUACUGUCCAAGACUCCAGCUGAGGGACUGUAAAAACACUGACUCCUUGAAUAAAAGGUGCAAAAUGAGCACAAAGAGCUUUCUUUGUAUCUCAGGCUGCAUCCUCUAAGACUCUUAAUAUGUACUAGUGGAUGACUGGAUGGACAGAAAGGUGGACAGAUGCACAGGAGGUUUCUGCAGAACCUAAGUCUCCCAUGAAGCUGGCAGACCUACCAGAUCUGUGUAAGAGCACAGAUCUCUUACACGCUUGGUCUUCCACUUCUGGAAGAGGUACUCUUCUCUCUACAGAAGUUGUAAGCAGUGCAGUGCUGUUGUGGUUUCUGGUCAGUCCCACUCCUCUCACGCACCUCACUAGUCUUCCCAUGUCCACCCUCAUGGCAUCUCACCACUGGCCCUGAGGCAGUCAGACCUGCUGUGUCCACAGCCUCUGCACUUCUGUGUUUGCUUAAAACAUCUCCUGGCCAUGUAGCCCACCCCUUGGGCCUCCCAGUGGUGCUGUAUCAUGCUGGGGGAAGCACACACCAGCAGUCUGCGUUGGGCUUGGAAGGACCUGCUGGUCAUGAGGUGCUUUCAGUGCCACUGGGGUCCAGUGACCACCAAUGACGUACCUAAACCUGGAGACAAAAUGGGGAAAUAGGAAAAAGGAGGGACGAGAAUGCAAGAAAGAAAGCGGGCUGUGAACAUUCCACUUGAGUUGGCUCAGAACUUGGCAAGACCCAAAGUCAGUAAUUCUUAGAAUAAUGCUGUGAAAUAGACACUCUUUGUUACAGAAGGAAAUUUGAGGCUUAGCAACUAAGGUCACUUUGCCAGUGUCAUACUGCUGGAUGGGGAGUUGGCACACAGCAACCUGGACUCCUGGCUGGUGGAUUUCCUGGCGGGGAGGAGGGGAGGUUAUCCUUUACUCUUCCAGAGUGGCAGGUGAGGCUCACAGGGGGACAGUAAAGCAAAGGUGAUGUGAGACAGCUGUGAGGUGCUCACCCUGCAGCACAGGUUGACAAAACUGGGCUCCUGGCCUCUACUUCCUUCUGCACCUCCAAGGAUCAGGGGAGUUGGUAAGGAUUUUGUCUCUGACCAAAGCCGUGGGGAGAGCAAGCUGGGCUCACUUCACUUGUUGCUGAGCUGGUUGACAUUUAUAGCCUCCCACCCUAGCCUGUGCAUGCAUCUGUGGGUGCACACAGGUUUUUGUAGAGGGGUUUGGGCCCAAGAGAAGGGGCAUUUGGCCCUAAACUUUUCAAAGAUUUAUCAGAUUUUCAAGUCUGCUAACACCCUGUGAUCCUCCAGAUGCUGAACCAGGAGGUGCUCCUGGUCGCACAGCUUCUGUCUAUUUUAAAACCAAGAUUUUAUAAUUUAUUCCAUGCGUGGGUUUGUAGUCUCUGCAUGUGUUGUUUGUAUGCUAUCCAAGUGGUACCUUAAUAAAAGAGGUCAACUCUAA
This is a messenger RNA of Cavia porcellus (domestic guinea pig), 4454 nucleotides long. It is a transcript of the gene Gpr156, whose product is annotated as G protein-coupled receptor 156. The record is from RefSeq and is a predicted model, not a curated record. Gene Ontology annotation, biological process: G protein-coupled receptor signaling pathway; gamma-aminobutyric acid signaling pathway. Bases 407 to 2821 code for a protein of 804 amino acids. Gene Ontology annotation, cellular component: G protein-coupled receptor heterodimeric complex; membrane. NCBI's taxonomy places the organism in Eukaryota, Metazoa, Chordata, Mammalia, Rodentia, Caviidae. The transcript has 10 exons. Gene Ontology annotation, molecular function: G protein-coupled GABA receptor activity.